AAAUCUGUGUGCUACAUUUGGUAGGAACGGCAGCUGCGCACGAAGACUUUUUUCCUUCUGAAAAAAUAUCAACACGACAUAACGUAUCUUCAUCAGCUGCCAUCCGAGGCGCUUGCGCAUCUUCUGACGUUUUCCUUCAUUAAUCUAAUAGGUCUGUAACAAAGGUUUCACCGCUAAUAAGCAUAUAGAGAGUGAUAAGUAUCGGGAAUAUCGGUCUUAUUACAGUGACUAUAACUAUUGAUCCGGGAUCUUGGUCGAUGACAACAACGGAGAAAAAAAUCCAUAGCAGCAGACUCAGGUGACGACGAGAGAGGACGCAGGAACCGCUUAGAUUUCACCGCUAAAAACUCCCGUGUAGCCGUCCUAAUUCACCAAAAUGACGGGUCUCGCAUAGCCCUGUUCUUCCGAUUUCCGUCGGGUACAAACCGAGGUGUCCGCCUAGCGCGCGCCGGCGAGAUUUUUGGCGCGGGGUGCUCACGAGUCUGCGAAAGAGAGUCUUGCUAUUGGAGAAGCGCAAUCGUAGGCAUCAGCCAAUCCAUAGCGCGUGUGCGAGGCACGAUGUACAGCAGCCAGCUGCUCUGGUGUCUUAAGUAAUGAUGAAGGGAUUUUAUUUACUAAUAUACACGGUGACGGAUGCAAUUUUAUGAAGCAUGUGUGAAGAUUUAAUUCAGAUUUUUUUUCUGAUGGAUAUAUAAAUUUUAUUCGAGGAGUGAUAUAUAUGUAUUUUGAAUUGUGUGUGUGAUUCCUAAUUAAUAAUUAAUUAAGUAGUUCUCUGAAUCUACCGCUGUUGUUCACAGCCCUUUUUACUAAGUGACCAGAAUGAGACAAAGUGAUCGACUUAUUCUAGAGUAUGGCGGAUGAGGCGGUGAGCGAUGCCGCGAUCUCUUCUCCGGAAGUGGCGGCGGUUGGCGGCGACAAGCAGACGACGGCGACGACAGAGCCGGAGAAGAAGGUGACCAUGGCCCGACUCAACUUCUCUGAGGAGUGCGGGGGAGAUGGGGAAGAGGAGGAGGGGGAGGGGUCGGACUCGGAUAGCCCGGAGGACGAGGAGGAGUUACUGUUCCCGGGAUUCGUGGCCAAGUCCCUCCGAUGUCUCCCCCAGACCAACAAACUGCGCUUCAUCUGCCUCAAAAUCAUCACUUGGACGUGGUUUGAGAGGAUAAGUAUGGCGGUCAUCCUCCUGAACUGCAUCACCCUGGGGAUGUACCAGCCCUGCAGUGACCUGGAGUGCACCACCACCCGCUGCAAGAUCCUCGAGAAAUUCGACCACUUCAUCUUCGCUUUCUUCGCGGCGGAAAUGAUUAUCAAAAUCAUUGCCAUGGGACUGUAUGGGAAAUACACCUAUCUAGAUGAUUCCUGGAACCGAUUAGAUUGCUUUAUUGUGAUAGCCGGCGUUGCAGAUUAUGUGCUUGUUCACAAAGCCAUCGAGUAUGGAGUGGACAGUGAAAACCUCAGUCUUUCAGCAAUAAGAACCAUUCGAGUCUUGCGGCCGUUGCGUGCUAUAAAUAGAAUUCCAAGUAUGCGGAUCCUGGUGAUGCUGCUGCUGGAUACACUACCAAUGUUAUGGAAUGUCCUUCUGUUGUGCUUCUUUGUUUUCUUUAUUUUUGGAAUAAUUGGAGUUCAGCUGUGGGCGGGAGUUCUACGGAACAGGUGCUUCCUUAGCAUCAAUGAAAAUAUCUCAUACUCUUAUGCAAAUCUUAGUCCUUACUAUGUUCCAAAGAAGAUCGGCAGUAUGCCUCCAGGAGACUUCAUCUGUAGCAAAGAGUCUGAGUCGGGAAUGAGGUACUGUUCCGGCCUGCCACGGUUUGAAUACGAGGGCAUCAAAUGUAAUGCCUCGGCACGGCUCUACAGCAAUAACACCCCGACAAACGACUCCUGUGUCAACUGGAACCAGUACUACACAAACUGCACGGCAGGCGACAAAAACCCGUUUCAGGGCGGAGUCUCGUUUGACAACAUCGGACUGGCGUGGGUCGCUAUAUUUCAGGUGAUCAGUUUGGAGAGCUGGGUCAACAUCAUGUAUUACGUACAGGACGCCCACUCCUUCUGGGACUGGAUCUACUUCGUAGCUUUAAUUGUGAUUGGGUCAUUCUUCAUGAUAAACCUGUGUCUGGUGGUGAUAGCAACACAAUUCUCAGAGACAAAGAAACGGGAGACAGAGCGAAUGAUGCAGGAACGGAAACGAUUUCAGUCAUCCAGUACUCUGGCCAGCAACUCUGAGCCCGGAGGAUGUUACGCGGAAAUCCUCAAAUAUUUAGCUCACUUGUGGCGUCGUGCAAAACGAAAAGUUCUGAAAGCUUACUACAAUGCUAGAGGCAAAACUCACAAGAACAGAAAGGUCAAACCCGAACUUUCACUCAGACGCAAACGUCAUAAAGGUACUUCCUCUUCCUGCUCCCACAAACGCCCCCAGAGUCGCUCCUCCUGCCCUUCCUGUAGGUACAACUACUACUACCAGCUAAUCAGCGCAAAUGAAAAUCUCUACGCUCAACCAGAUGAGUUUCAUCGCAACAGUGUCAGAAACCUACGCAGAAACAGUAGCCCUCUAGCCCCCCGCGCAAGCCCCGAAAUGUCAGACCUGGAGUCUAUAUCUUCUCCCCGCCGCUCAAACUUCUUGACCGUGCCUAACUCUCUCCACCCCACCUCUUUUGACUCUCUGCACUCUCUCUCUGUAAGCAGCACUUCUGAUAACCUCUCUUCUUCACUGCCAAAAUAUCGUGGCUCUUCUAAUCACCUGGCUGCUCCAACAUCGCAUGCAAGCAUUAGUAGGGCUUCUUCCUUCAAUAGUUCUAGUCGCCGACACCUGCCGUCUCUUCCAGAGUCUCUAACCAUGCAUCAGGUGGGCUGCCCCUCGCACGGCUCGUGUCAUAAGCUAGCGGCCAAUUCAUUGCUCCAUGUGGAUAGUGGUAGUCGUGUUAGGAUACGCCAUGCUAGCACUAGGUCUGAAAUUCCAGAGGACCUGUUAGAUGCCAUAAAUGACAAACAGAUUCAGAACUUGGUAAACAGUAUAGAGAAGCGAGGGAGCGGCCCAAGGUGUGUUCACGUCAGCCACGAUGUUCCGGACUCGGACGACUCCGAGUCCAAAGAUUCUGAUGAUCGACCAAAAACAAUUUGUGGCAUGCUUGCAGCUUGCAAGAAGAACUUCCAGCAAGUGAUGAAGACGUUGGUCGAGCACCGGUUUUUCCAGCGUGGAAUUUUAACAGCGAUUCUGAUCAACACCUUGAGUAUGAGUGUAGAAUACCACAACCAGCCAAGAGAGUUGACAGAAGCAGUGGAGUACAGCAAUAUGGUCUUCUCAAUACUCUUCGCUGUGGAAAUGUUCUUCAAGCUUUGUGCUUAUGGAAUCAUCGGCUACAUUCAAGAUGGAUUCAAUGUCUUUGAUGGUUUAAUUGUAAUACUGAGUAUGAUAGAGUUCACACAGCAAGGUGGCGCCAGCGGUCUCUCUGUUCUGCGGACUUUCCGACUGCUACGGAUACUUAAACUUGUGCGUUUCAUGCCAGCACUCCGCAGACAACUGGUUGUGAUGCUGAGAACAAUGGACAAUGUUGCCACUUUCUUUGCCUUAUUAGUUUUGUUUAUCUUCAUAUUCAGUGUACUGGGCAUGAAUCUGUUUGGUGGCAAAUUUUGUUGGCGUGGCAACGGUACUCUCUGCACAUGUUUGGAUGCCCUUGACCCUGCCAUGGACUGCCAAUGUGAACGGGCCAAUUUUAACUCUCUGUUGUGGUCAGUGGUCACAGUUUUCCAGGUGCUAACACAAGAGGACUGGAAUACUGUCCUGUACAACGGCAUGGAAACCACCUCCUCCUGGGCGUCUCUCUACUUCAUUGCCCUCAUGACCUUGGGGAACUACGUCCUCUUUAACCUUCUGGUAGCCAUCUUGGUGGAAGGAUUCUCUACAGAGGAGGAAGAAAAAAGGAAGAUGAAGUUAGGAAACAAGGACAGGGAGCACCAGAGCCUCUUGUCCGAGACGAACAAUAACGAGGAGAAGAGUGAGAACAUCAAGCUCAAGUCCCUGGAUCUGGUUCAAGGAAAAAUCAACAACACAGAGCGGGCCAAACUGUUAGAAGUGGCCUCCCAAACACCAACAGCCAAAGAUGACAAUGCCAAAACAUCACCUCCAGUGACCCAGUCAGAUCUGAACCCCCCAAUCAUCACCCACACUGCAGCCACCCCCAUGCCCACCCCCCAGGGCUCCCCUAAUGACCACGGUCCCAAGGAGUGCAACAAGGUCACAUUGUGUGUUCAUCCACCCGUGGAGAUGAGUACUCUGUCCGUGAGAUCUUCCUCUACUAACUCCAGUAUACGUGCGUCCCCACGACUUUCACCUCGCCUCUCUCCCAGAAUAUCCCCGCGACCCUCUCCCUGCCUCUCCCCCUGCCUCCGCCGAUCCCUGAGCUCAGGUAGCCGUAGCAACAGCUGGAAGCGCCGACGGUCACAGGAUGGAGACAGGAAGUGCCUGGUCCCGGAGUGUAAGAUCGACAGCAUGGACACAGACGAUGACGAUGUGUUCCAACCCAACUGUCCAACGCCAAAUAGGAGUGACUGCAAUGGCCAUCUCCCCUUAAACAACCAAAGAACUCUGAGCCCCCAGAACUCCAUCAAGCGACCGGUCCCCUCCCCCAGGAACUCCUUCAAAAUCCGCAAUAAUUCCUGCAGCAGCAGUCAAAGCAACUGUAACUCCAUCAUACUGAGUCGACAGAACUCAUUCAACAGUCGCCGGACACUGAACUCGCUGUCGUCCAUGAGUGCGGUGCUGAAGGAGGAAGUGAAACAGAAUAACCUGAUGGAGGGGACCACCUCCCCCACCCAGGUGGAAGUGGGGAUGGGGGCAGAAGAGGAAGAGGAGGACCCUGAUGCUAUUGAUGAAACGAACUGUACAUGCUCCUGGUGUCCCGAGCCCCACGGCUGCUUCAAGACCCGCCACGAGUACGCCCUGUACCUACUCCACCCCAACAACCGCCUGCGAAGGGUCUGCCACCACCUGAUGGCCCAGCGGUGGUUUGACAACACGGUGCUGUUCUUCAUCGCUCUGAACUGUAUCACCCUUGCUAUGGAGCGGCCCAAUAUUCCACCUGACAGUGUUGAGAGAGAGUUCCUGAAUUACUCCAACUACGUCUUCACCUUUGUGUUCUCUGUGGAAAUGAUGAUCAAGGUGUUAGCAAAGGGCCUGGUGAUCGGACAACAUGCGUACCUGAAGAGUGGCUGGAACGUGAUGGACGGCUUUCUGGUCGGGAUCUCCCUGGUGGACAUCCUUAUCUCUCUCUCCGCCGACAGCAGUCCUCGGAUAUUUGGAAUUUUACGUGUCUUUAGGCUCUUACGAACACUACGACCUCUUAGGGUCAUCAGCAGGGCACCUGGGCUUAAGCUCGUUGUACAAACUCUGCUCUCCUCGCUCCGGCCAAUCGGAAACAUCGUCAUCAUUUGCUGCACAUUCUUCAUCAUUUUUGGCAUUCUUGGAGUACAGUUGUUCAAGGGUACAUUCUACUACUGUAAGGGCCCCACUGUACGAAAUAUCAAAAACAAGACACAGUGCUUAAUGGACAACAAGAAAAAUGUCUGGAUCAACCAGAAAUACAACUUUGAUGAUCUUGGACAGGCUCUAAUGGCGUUGUUUGUGCUGGCCUCCAAGGACGGCUGGGUCAGUAUCAUGUACACUGGUCUGGAUGCUGUCGGAAUUGACCAGCAGCCCAUAGAAAACUACAACGAGUGGAGAUUAAUAUACUUCAUUUCAUUCCUUCUUCUGGUCGGAUUCUUUGUCCUUAACAUGUUUGUGGGUGUAGUCGUGGAAAACUUCCACAAAUGUCGGCAAGAUCAGGAAAAAGAGGAGAGAGAGCGGCGCACCGCAAAACGGAGAUACAAGAUGGAGCAGAAAAAAAUGAGUGAGCGUAAACUGGAGUCAGAGCUGAAUAGGCCGCCUUACUGGGCCGAGUACUCACCAAGCCGACUUAUCAUUCACCAGGUCGUCAACAGCAAGUACUUUGACCUUGCUAUUGCUGGUGUCAUAGGGUUAAAUGUCAUCACCAUGGCGAUGGAGUACUAUAUGAUGCCUGAGGAGCUGGAGUUUGCAUUGAAGAUUUUCAACUACUUCUUUACAAGUGUUUUUAUCAUUGAGGCCACACUAAAGAUCUUGGCCCUUGGCUUCAUGCGUUAUAUCAAGGACAGGUGGAACCAGCUGGAUAUCUUUAUUGUGAUCCUUUCCAUUGUUGGAAUAAUUCUGGAGGAGAUGAAAACUAAUGUCAUUCCAAUUAAUCCUACCAUUAUUAGGGUCAUGAGGGUACUCAGAAUCGCUAGAGUGUUAAAGUUACUGAAGAUGGCGAAGGGAAUACGAGCCUUGCUGGACACCGUGAUUCAGGCGUUGCCGCAGGUCGGCAAUCUUGGGCUCCUCUUCUUUCUUCUCUUCUUCAUCUUUGCUGCUCUUGGAGUUGAGCUCUUUGGCAGACUAGAGUGCUCUGAGGCGCACCCUUGUGAGGGGUUGGGGGAGCACGCCCACUUCAGGGACUUUGCGAUGGCCUUUCUCACACUGUUCCGAGUGGCCACAGGGGAUAACUGGAAUGGAAUAAUGAAGGACACACUGCGUGAUGACUGUGAUGCCUCAGAAAAAUGUCUGACCAAUUGCUGCGUCAGCUCGUUCAUCGCCCCGGUCUUCUUCGUGGUGUUCGUUCUGAUGGCGCAGUUCGUCCUCGUGAACGUGGUGGUGGCAGUCCUGAUGAAGCAUCUGGAGGAAACGUACAAACAUAAGGAGAUAGAUGACGAACUCGAGGCAGCGUUCAAAAUGGAGUGUAGCGUCAAUAAUGAGAUGCUACGAUUGGCCGUGAAGGAAUCACACCGAUUUUUGGAUGAUGAUGGCGGAAAUGCAGAGGAAAACAAAAUGGAUGAGGUGGGUGAUGGUGGAGAUGAGGAGGAUGGAAAUUCAGUCAAGAAAGAAGAAGAGCAGAUGCUGCCCUCAAUAGUUGGAACACCACGACCUCCAUUCUCACGCAGACUACGAACUCCCGUCUGUAAGCAGAUUUCAUUACCUCCAAGUUUUACCUUCCGACCGCCCAGUAACGAACCUCCGUAUGAAGAUGAUCAAGGUCGUCUGGUACCAGUGGACAUCACUAUCUCUAACUAUGGUAGCUCUAUGGAAGUCAGCUUGGAUAUGUCCGGAUCCAGUCUGGAUGCUCCCCCCUCCCCUUACUCCUCCAGUUAUUCAGAUAAUUCCAGCUAUGUGGAUACCACUAUUGAUGAAAAUACACUAGGCAUUCCACGCAUUGCAGAAGAACCUCGUAGAAAAUCUACCAGUCCACAACAGAAACAACGAUUACGGGACAGAAAACUUGUGCGACAGAAAAGCUGUGAGUACGAGAGUCCCCCAGCUACAGCUCACGUGGAGCCGCUACAAACACAGAAUAUAUCUGAGUGUAAGGCAGCGGCCUGUGAUAACCCCGUGUCCCUAUCACAACCCACUCUUAACAAAAACCUUUAUGAUGGGGAGGAAGGCUCAAAAGUGAACAAAUCUCACAACCCCAUCAUAAAACUCAAGUGUCUACAUCGUAGUCAGAGUAGUGGGUCUGAGAAAGUGAGAUUGAGAGAGAAGCACAUUGCAGGUGCUCGAGUCCAACUGAGACCUACGACUCUACAUGCUUUAGUUACAGCUUUAUCAAACUACUCUCAUGAACAAAGCACUCUUGCAUUGCCAAGCACGCAGGUGACACAUAACUCACCUGUGAUCUGUAAGAAAAAACUAAGUCAACAGCGUCGUUGUGAGGGACAUCAUGGAUACUCCCUAAACCCCAGCCUCCCUCGCUCUAACGUAAGUUCCAAACACAGUCUGCCUCAGGUCCAGAGGAGUAGUACAUGUGAGUCUGACUCGUACGAACUCUCUGGUCCAGAUUGGGCUGCAGAAGAAGCAGCGUGCGAUGAAGAAGUUCGCCUCAUCACAGGUGAUAGUACAGACCACGACGACAUCGAUGAGCUCGCGUGUGAGGAUGAGGUCACGGAGAGUUGUCCACUGGUCACAGAACGCUGCACUGACCCUCAUCUGGAUCACAGCCGCACAGAAAAUUCCAGCGUGUCUCAAGAUACAUUGGUCGGUGAUGAUCGACCAUCUAGAACUCCAAGGAAAAGUGAGGUGUGUGGUAGUGUCAAGUAUGAGCGAGUCCCCUCCCCCCCAUCCUCUUCCUCCCCCGCUCUGACCUCAGUGCCUUCCCAAGACCCCCAAAUAGUUGUUUUAGAGGACCCCCGUUCCGUUGAUGAGAAAACUCGUAAAAUCAGUCUGAAUGAGAGCCAGAAUAGUGAUACAGAUUUGUCAGGGGGAGAAUACCCCUACGACUCUGAAGUCAUGGAGCCCAUGUCGGAGAACUCAGGGGAGGCAACUCUGGCUGCCAUCAGUGGGAGUGCUUGUCUCAGUGUCCCUGGGAUGACAUUGGACGAUUCAUGUGUCAGGAGACGGACCCCCAAUCUAUUCCAGCCAAGCAGCGAAUCCUGACAAUGCACAAACUGUGAUCCGAGACUCUGUGGCUCAGGGUUAUGGGACUUUAAUGAGUGAGGUAUAUGCCCUCCUGGAGAGGGCAGCACCAUCUGUAGGCCUGGGUUUGUGGGUGAGGGAGUACUUGGUUUUGUGUUUGAACUGCUCUCUGUGUGACUUGCCUGUCUAACAGUGCAGAUGUUUGUGUAGAGUUUUAAUUUUCAUUUGUUAUCUGUUUUAUUCCAAGUCAUUCUGAAUGAAGAAAAGUGUUUUGUGAUGUAGAAUUCUCAAGUUUCAUGCUUAAGUGAUGCCACAUGUAAAAAAAAAUGUUAUUCAAAAGAAACAACAAAAAAAGCCAAAUCCAGCAAUUGUUGACUUACCAAUGCAACCCGAUAUAAAUGAGAGGAGAGAGCUUAAUUAUUGAUGCCAAAUUUGUGUUUGAGUGAUAGCGAUACGAGUAGCCACAUAUCAUAUUUCCCACGUAUCAUAAGCUUCAUAUCAUGAGUAGCAUCAAAGCACAGGUGUAGAAGAUAGUUAGCACCCUAUACCCCAGGCAAUCAGGUUUAUACAUGUUCAAUGCUGAAUCGAUUUCAGUUCAUCCCUCUGUUUUUAAAAAGAAAUUUCAAGCCAUUCUGUGUUUGUAAUAAGUUUAACAACUACAGCAUUUUCUCCUUUAAAGCUAAUGAAUGCAUUCUCUUUUAAAGCUAAUGAAUGCAUUUCUGUUACUCAGAUGUGGAUUAUAAAGGGUAAUUUGGUUAAUUGUUUCGUACAAAUUCAGUGAUAUGUAAUUAGAAAAAAUAUUUGUUACAAUUAUAUAGAAAUGACUCUAUCAGAGAUAUAGCUUAUUAAUAAUUAAUAUAUUUGUAUAUUAUACAUGUUAUUAGUAUAUCUUUGAAACAUAUGGGUCAAGUGCAAUAUUUUAUAAUACAUGUUUAAAGAUCCAUAAUAACUUGAUUGUGAUAUUUUUUGUCAACGAAGAUGGUAGAUGCCAUAUGAAGAAGACUUUUUACAGGGAUAUAGCGAAGGUUGUUUGACAUCUCCCUUUGUGGGUGGAGUGUAUGAUAAAAUGUCUACAGAUUACCAAGUUUAUACACAGCAAACUGUCUCAAGAGUUUACAAAAUCCAGAUCUUGACUGGUAACAAGAACAAUGUUCAUUGCUCUUCUUUCUUCUGAGGAAGUUGUCGAUCUUCAUCCUUGGCAGGUGAAGAUUUUAGUGUCCAAUAAAUGAUGAUACUUUGUGUAUGAAGAUGUUUCAUCUCUUUCCUGUUAUGAUACUUUUAAUUUGAAAGCAUUUGAUUUUUCACAAUUUGUCCAUCACUGACCACAAUAGUUUUUGCUUAGCUUGAUUCUGGAGACAUUUGUUACAUCUACAAGUAUCCCCUUACUGGUAACAAUCUUCUGUUAUUACAUUAAUUGCAUCUUAGCAGAUUUUAGAUUUAAAAAAAACGAUAUAUUUUUAUUUGAUUAUUUUAAAGUUUAUAAGGGUGAAGCACCCAUGUUAAGAGAGGAAUUGGGUUACUUUACCCAUGUUUCAUAAUUGACCACUCAUUAUUGUUGGUGGUUAUAAUAGUAAUCUAUGGUUAAUAUGUUAUUUGUAUGGUUAAUAUAGGAUACAUGCAAAACUUUCUUCUCAGCAAUUAUCCUUCCACUUUUUAUACAUUUCUGUGGUUUUUCCAAUUUUAAAUACUGAUUGGUUGCUCUGAAAAAGUGUUUUUUAAAAAGAAAAUGGACAUAUAUAAACAGGACUUGUCUGGUAUGGAAGCAUAUGACUGUUGUUUACACAUUUUGAGACUGUUGAUUGUACUGAAUGAAAGAAUACAUCAUCUUUUUUCACUAGCUCAGGUAGUUAGGAUAAAUGUUUUGAUGAGUGAAGUGGUGUUUUUAUAAAAUUAAACCCCGUCAGAAUCAUCUUAUAUUAACACUUUUGUAAUGUUUUGUUUUUUCACAUUUUGUGUAUAUAUAUAUAUAUAGACAUUCACGAAUUGAUUACAAUUAAAAAUGGAUUUUAAAA
Molecule: messenger RNA, 10458 nt
Organism: Magallana angulata
Lineage: Eukaryota; Metazoa; Mollusca; Bivalvia; Ostreida; Ostreidae
Product: voltage-dependent T-type calcium channel subunit alpha-1H-like
Exons: 35
Coding region: 851-8467 (2538 amino acids)
Biological process (GO): calcium ion transmembrane transport; sodium ion transmembrane transport; membrane depolarization during action potential
Cellular component (GO): voltage-gated calcium channel complex; plasma membrane; voltage-gated sodium channel complex
Molecular function (GO): voltage-gated sodium channel activity; low voltage-gated calcium channel activity
Source: RefSeq, a predicted model, not a curated record